AUGGCAGCACCGAACCACCAGAAGGUGAACUUUGCAGCUCCGAGAAGCUUUUGGAGCCAAUUCAAAUCUGAUAUAAAGGAAGCACUCUUUCCCGAUGAUCCCUUUAGUGGUUUCGGGCAGGAGACGGGCUGUGGCAAAGUCAAGAAAGGGCUGCAGUACUUUGUUCCCAUCUUCGGGUGGAUCCCCCAGUAUAAUCUUAAGACUUUCAUAUCCGAUCUCGUCGCCGGUAUCACCAUUACCAGCCUUGCUAUCCCUCAAGGAAUUAGCUACGCCGGACUGGCAGGGGUGCCACCCCUCGUUGGCCUAUAUACGAGCUUUGUUCCGCCGCUGGUUUAUGCAGUUUUUGGGGACUCCAAGUACAUGGCCGUCGGAAACGUGGCGUCGGCAUCAUUACUUAUCAAAGAUAUAAUCUCUCAAGUUGUAACGCCGGAAGAAAACCAAACUUUGUUUCUUCACAUGAUUUUCACAACCACUCUUGUCACAGGCGUCAUGCAGAUCGUAAUGGGUGCUCUAAGACUGGGGAUUUUCGUAGAUUUCUUAUCACAUUCCACCAUCACUGGUUUUAUGGCUGGUAGUGCAACUAUAAUUUGCAUGCAACAGUUGAAGGGAAUAUUUGGACUGACGAAGUUUACGUCCAAAACUGACCUCUUUUCUGUUGUGAAGUGCCUUAUCGACUUAAGAAAAGAGUGGCAAUGGGAACCUGCAGUUCUUGGUGUUAUCUUCAUCAUUUUCCUUUUUACAACAAAGUGGCUUAAGGAGAAGAACGCGAAGUUUUUUUUGGUACAAGCAGUUGGUCCACUGGUGGUGGUUAUAAUUGGCUGCCUUCUUGCUUAUUUCUUUGAAAUUGAUAAGUAUCAUCAUAUACCCAUUGUUGGAGAGUUGAAGAGAGGACUUAAUCCUAUCACCGCCCAACAUUUUAUCUUUGACUUGAAAUUAUUCCCGGUGGCUUUCAAAGCGGGGACUAUCAGUGGCUGUAUUGCCCUGGCUGAAGCAAUAGCCGUUGGAAGAGCUUUUGGCGUAUUGAAGAAUGAAAAUAUUGAUGGGAACAAGGAAAUGAUAGCUCUUGGAUUCAUGAACGUAAUAGGAUCUUGCACUUCUUGCCACUUAUCUACGGGACCAUUUUCAAAGACUGCGGUGAAUUACAACGCGGGAGCAAAGACGCAAAUGGCAAAUGCCGUCCAGGCGGUGUGUAUGCUGAUGGUGGUUUUGCUCUUGGCUCCUUUGUUUGGUUACACCCCUCAUGUUGCCCUAUCUGCCAUUAUCUUCACCGCCAUGAUUGGAAUCAUAGAUUACGAGACAGCUAUGGGUCUGUGGAUUGUUGACAAGUUCGACUUUCUAAUCUGCAUGGGUUGCUACUUUGCAGUGGUCUUCCGAAGCAUGCUUUUCGGUCUUACCCUCUCAGUGGCACUUGGUCUCUUGAGAUCACUACUUUAUGUGGCUAGGCCUGGCACUUGUAAGCUUGGAAAACUCAACCUAUCAGACACAUCCCUGUAUCGGGACUCAUCUCAGUACGCGGAGGGAUCAAAACAUAAAGGUAUCCUUGUCUUACAGAUCGGCUCCCCCUUGUACUGUCCAAAUGGAAACUAUGUGCGAGAGAGGAUUUUGAGAUGGGUUCGGGAUGAGCAAGCCGCUAACAGAGAUGUUAUUGAGCAUGUCUUGCUCGAUUUAUCCGGAGUCGUCACCAUUGACGUCCCUAGCCUUGGAACAUUGGAAGAGAUACGUAAAACCCUAGCUGUAAAGGGCAUUAAGAUGGGACUGAUUAACCCGAGAAUAAAGGUACUGGAGAAGAUGCAACUAUCAAAAAAAUUAGACAUGAUCGGGAAGGAGAAUAUUUACUUGUCAGUGGAGGAUGCAGUCGAAUCAUGCAGGUUCGCACUUGACAGAUCAACUGAAGACAGUGGUUCAUCACCUCAGCUUUCUGAUGAUGUAUAG
This is a messenger RNA of Argentina anserina (silverweed cinquefoil), 1932 nucleotides long. RefSeq names its product probable sulfate transporter 3.5. Gene Ontology annotation, cellular component: plasma membrane. The transcript has 12 exons. Gene Ontology annotation, biological process: transmembrane transport. The coding region runs from base 1 to 1932 and encodes 643 amino acids. NCBI's taxonomy places the organism in Eukaryota, Viridiplantae, Streptophyta, Magnoliopsida, Rosales, Rosaceae. The record is from RefSeq and is a predicted model, not a curated record.